AUGGCCACCACCUUCUCGCAGCUGCAGCGCUACGGCCGCAUCUACUCGGGCGGGAAGGUCGCCGUCUCUGCCGACGGUGCGCUGCUUGCCGCCGCCUGCGGCGACUCCAUCUCGCUGGUCGACCUCGCGACCGGCCGCCUGCUGCUGUCUGUGGGUGCAGAGGGGGACGAGAUCACCGCCUUUGCGAUCCACCCGUCCCUGCCCGAGCUCGUGCUCGCCGGGAGCUCGCGCCACCUUCGCCACGUGCGCUACAGCGCCGCUGCCGGCUCGAGCGAGCAGGUGCGCGCCUGGCGAGCGCACAAGCUUCCUGUCGUGGACCUAGCCUUCGAGCGGACGGGCACGCUCGCCGCCUCGGCCGGCGCCGACGGCGCGGUGAUGGUCUUCGACGUGGCCAAGGGCUAUGCGACACACGUCUUUCGCGGCCACGAUGGCGUCGUCCACCGGGUCGCAUUUUCUCCCGCGUCAUCGACACGGCUCGCCUCGAGCGGCGCUGACCACAGCGUCCGCCUCUGGGACCUGGCGACGCGCGAGUGCGCGGCGGUGCUCUCGGCGCACGUCGGCGCCGCGCGCGCACUCGCCUGGUCCGCGGACGGCGCCACUCUUCUCUCGGGAGGCGCCGACCAGAUGGUCAACGUCUGGGACUGCCGCGCUGCAAGGCUGACGUCGUCGAGGCUGACCUCGUCGCUCGCUGUGCUCGAGGGAGUGGAGGCGAUCGCUGUCGACCCGCCGCCGCGGUCGGCCGAGCGGUCCGCGGAGCCGCCCAAGGACAAGACGCUCAAGAAGUGGGACCUCUCCCCGCUGCUCGCGGGCGGCGGCGGCGGCAAGACAAAGAAGAAGGGCGCUACCGCCGCGAGCGGCGAGGAGGCCCCCACACUCUCGUGCCUCGCCACAGUCCUCGCGCACUCCAAGGAGGUGAACGCGCUCGCGGUCGCUCCAAACGACCGGCUGGCCAUCACCGGCUCGCAAGACCGCUCGACGGCGGCGAAGGGACGACACUUGCCGGCGGACGGUGGCUCGCCGCUCACCGAGGCGGAGGCGGAGCUGCUAGCGGAGCUCUCCUCGCCACCGCGCGACAUGCAGACCACCCUGCAACCGUCUCAGAAGUACACGCGUGCCCACCCGCGGCUCGCCUUUCCGCUGCUUCUGCUGCUCGUGCUGGAGGCCCUCCGCAACCUCCUCCCGGACGAGCACAGCCAGGAGGCGUUUUCCGGCGUCACGGACGACCACAACCUGCUGCUGCUCGACGCAACCACGCUCGAGCUCCGCCGCACCAUCGUCGGCUACAAUGACGAGAUCACCGACAUGCGCUACGUCGUGCGCCAGGGCGGCGGCAGCGGCGGCCGCGGCGGCGGCGAGAUGCAGCUUGCCGUGGGCACCAAUUCGGAGCAGGUGAGGCUGUGGGACCCCGCCACCGCGGAGUGCGUUGGCCGCUGCGUCGGCCACAUGGAUGCCGUCGGCGCGGUCUGGACCCUCGCGGCGGACGGAUCGGCCGCCAUCCGACCCGAGCCCGCAGCCACCCUGACCGGCCACCGGCGCGCCGUCUGGACCGCGGUGCGCUUCCUGCGAGGCGGCGCGCUGCUCGCCUCCUCAGGCUCGGACGGGCUGGUCAAGGUCUGGUCCAUCAAAGGCCAAGAGUGCGUCGCCACGCUCGACGCGCACGAGGACAAGGUCUGGGCCAUCGACGCUUACGAGCCGCCCUCGAGGGGCGCUACCGGCGGCGGCGAGGGCGGCGGCGAGGGCGGCGGCGAGGGGGGCGGCGAGGGCGGCGGCGAGGGCGGCGGCGAGGGGGGCGGCGGCGACCCCAGAGGCCUUGGUGAGCUCGUCUCGGGCUCUGCCGACUCGGUCAUUGCCUCUGCCGAGGCGGAGCAGUCUCUGCAGGAGGAGCAGGCGCUGGCGAACGCGCUCGCCUCGGGCGCCGUGGCGUCGGCGUUCCGUGCGGCGCUCGCACUGCGCCGACCCCGCGCCCUCCUGACGGUGCUGCAAGGUCUCCCGAGCACCGAUGCCGCCGAUGCUUCCCUGCGCGAUUGCGUGCGAGCCGCCGCGGACGACGAUCUGGCCUUCUGCCUCGAGUGCUCGCGCGACUGGCAGCCGCGCCGCGAGCGGCCGACGAGAGCCGCCGCCCCGCGGUCGACGCGUGCAGCGCAGGCCCUGACCGGCCACCGGCUGCUUCACGCGGUCCUCCGAGCGGUUCCGGCCCGCAAGCUGGCGGCGGUGCGGCACUAUGAGCGGCUCGACCGGCUGCUCGUCGGGACCCACUUCCUCGGCUACACCCUCUCCUCCAUGCGGCUGCUCCGGCCGGACGCCGCGAGCGCUGCGACCGCCGUCGGAUCAUCCGCCACCGCGAUGCCGCCUCGCGCCGCCGAGACGGUUCGUGUGGCGGAUCCAGCCGCCGCGCCGUUGGGGGGCGGCGUGGUCGACGCGCUCACGCUGCUUGCCACGGCGCUUGGAGAGGCGGCGGACGAGGCGGCGGAGGGCGAGGGGGGCGGGGGGGGCGGGGAGAGCGAGGGUGGGGAGGAGGAGGCGGAGGGGGAGGCGGAGGGGGGCGAGCGACCUCAGGCCGAGGGCGAGGCGGAGGCUGCCGUGCACUGGAGCAUCUCGUAG
Emiliania huxleyi CCMP1516 is the source of this 2601-nucleotide messenger RNA. RefSeq lists its product as hypothetical. The transcript is spliced from 13 exons. The record is from RefSeq and is a predicted model, not a curated record. Gene Ontology annotation, biological process: endonucleolytic cleavage in 5'-ETS of tricistronic rRNA transcript (SSU-rRNA, 5.8S rRNA, LSU-rRNA); endonucleolytic cleavage to generate mature 5'-end of SSU-rRNA from (SSU-rRNA, 5.8S rRNA, LSU-rRNA). Lineage: Eukaryota; Haptophyta; Isochrysidales; Noelaerhabdaceae. The coding region runs from base 1 to 2601 and encodes 866 amino acids. Gene Ontology annotation, molecular function: protein binding; U3 snoRNA binding. Gene Ontology annotation, cellular component: small-subunit processome; 90S preribosome; nucleolus.